AAAUCCUAAGUCUAGAUUAAUUAAUUAUAAGGGUAUAAUUGUCUUUUAUCCUUCAUUAAAAGUGAAGGUAAAAGUGGUUAGUGUAAACAUGAAAAGUGAUACUAUGAAUGUGCUAUUUGUGGCAAUUUUCCUUGACCGAUCCCACAAUAAGUUUGUUUUCCAAUACAGUAAAUAUGUCUAUUUUAGAUAUAUAAAUUGAACUGUAGAUAUUUAAAUAUCUAUUCAAUUUCCAGUUCAAUAAAGAAAUUUUAUUAUAUAAAGAUAGAUAAAUUAUUAUAAAUAUUUGUAACAAAUAUGUACUUCCGUUAAAUUUAUAUUUAACAAUUAUGUUUUUCCGUCCGAGUUAUAAAUUGUCUCGAUAUUUAUGAUAUUUUAGAUGAAAUAUUCUAAUCAUUGAAAGUAAUUCAGUUUUAGGUAUUUUUUAAAAUAAUUUUGGUAAAAUAUUUUUUUAUAAAUUUUCUUAUAAAUAUAUUUUUGUUACAACAAUUUAUUUUAAAAUAUGAGAAAAAUAAUAAUGUAAAAAAUUGUAUAAAAUAACACUUUUAAAGUAACUUAUUUACUCACUAUAUAACUAUUACUAAAAUAAUAUGAUACUAUUAAAAUAUUAUAUAUUGAUAAAAGAUAGUAAAAGAUAAAAAAAAUUAUCCCCUCCGUUAAGUGUUGUUUUGAGUUUAUGCACACAUACUAAGAAAACAAUUAGUUUUGAGUUUGUGCACACAUACCUAUAUCAUAUUUUUAACCAAUAUAAAAAUAAUUUUCUGAAUCAAAUUAAUAAAUUUUGCAUUGAAAGUCGAAAAUAAUACUUUUUGUAACAAAAAAAUUUCUUUACAACGAUAUUUAAUAUAAAACAGAGGAAGUAUGUUUUACUCUGCAAGCGGAUUUGAAUUUUGAAGUAAACCGUUACAUAAUGAUUGGAAGUUCAGCAAACAAGUGUGUUUUUGUUCACUAAUUCAUGUCUUGAAAAACGCAAACUCAUAUUUCUAUUUUUUCCUAAAAACGUCAAUUGCAAAAAAGUUGAUUGGUGAAAUUAGACUGCAAUAACGUUUCUUGAAAACCGCAGUUACUAACGUUACCAUUCAAGAACAGUCUGUAUAAUUGUGCAAGUGUUUUUACCCUUGACUAUAGACACUGAAAAGGAGGACAUAAACUUUCUAUCUAAUUUUACAGUAGGAUAAAACCAUAGGCUGAAAUUUGGUGCUCAAAAUAGUCAAGAGACAUAUUGGUUUUGGAAAUAUAAGAGAGAGAGAGAGAAAUGAACAAAGAUCCAUACAAUACAUUUAAUUUGGUAGUCAAUAUUUACCAUUGAAAAGUAGUAGUUUAUGAGUAUAUGUCAUCAAUGCUGUCAAACGUUCUACCAAAACGUGCACAUUGUAUAUCCUUUUGACCCAGUCGUGGUUAGUGUGAAUACGAACCGGGAAAAAAGUGAGUGUGUGUGUAUACAAAAUUACAAUUAGUUUCCUUUUUGUUAAUACAUGUACAGGGGUGGUCCUGAGUACAGCAAAUUGAAACAUCAGUUUAAGGCUCCUAAAUUUUUUUAAAAAAAUUACAUAGAAAAAUGUUCAGAAUUUAUAAAAAAAAAUUUUAGAAAACUCUCAUUAAAUUGUUUUAGGCCUCCAACAUCUCAGGAACGCACCUGUACAUUUACGAUAUAACCAUUUGUUUUCUGAUUCGUAUUGGUUCGAUACAAAUAUUCACAAUUAUUAAACUAGAAUCUAUUUGUGUGUUUCUCUUAACUAAUUCAGUUUCAAACUAGAGAUUUUUGAUUUGAUAUGGUUUGGUUUUUCAGUUUGGGGUAAAUUUCUCAGGCCUAACUUAAUUAUGUAAUGUUCAAGAAAAUUGGUUUGUUUGGUUUCCAGCAAAUAUGUUUUAGUUUCUUUGUUGGAAAUAUUCGUGUGUUUAGUCCAAUUAUCUACAAAAUGGGGUGAUCUGUAGGAAAAAUGAUAACGUAAAGAAUUCGCUAAUUCUCUGUGAACACCAAAUACUACAAUUUUCUACGUAGUUAAAUUUUUUUGGUUAAUUUUUUUCUUGGUAAAUACGUAGUUAAAUUCGUCAAAUAGAUAUCAAAAAUGGACAAUUAUCAAAAUAACUAAAACAUAAACAAUACAAAAUUAUCAUAAAUGUAUGCUACAUCGCAAGCAGGAAGGAACAUACUCGUCAUUCAUGACGUUAAUCAUUUUCCGCAGCAGAAGUUUUUUUUCUUUGACUUAGAGCAUCUCUAAUGUAAAACUCCAUUUUUUCCUCUAAAAUGGAGUAAAAGUGAAAAUUGAGUAAAAUUGCUCCAACCCUACUCCAUUUCCCACUCCAUUAUAGAGUGAUGAACAAACAAAAAAUAAACUACUCCAUUUAUGGAGUAAAUUUCAUUAUAGAGUGAGAUAUGGAGUUGGGUUGGAGCAUUCCUUACUCCAUAUCCAUUUUUACUCCAUUUUAGAGGAAAAAAUAGAGUUGGGAUGGAGAUACCCUUAAGCAGCAGAGGUUUGUUUCUCCAUAAGAAUUUGCAGUUCUGUAAAAAUCCUCGCUUCGUAUCCUUCCUUUUGGAAAAGAUAUAUGAUAUGUUGACUUUGCUUAUCUUGAAUCAUCAGUCAAAAGUGAAAACAGAGUAUAUUCAGUAAAUUUAAUUUAAUUCUCAAAAAAAUAUUAUUCAGUAAAUUUAAUUUAAUUCUCAAAAAAGUUUAAUCAGUUCUUUUAAUUUAAUUCUCAAAAAAAUUUAUUCAGUUCAAAAAAAAGUUUAUUCAGCUCACCAUAUGUUAUUACAAAGAAAUAUUAUUUAAAAAAUUAAUAUAAGCUGAAAACAAGUACCAAAUGUGUAAAAAGAUAAAACCCAUUUUUCCAACUACUUUUUUUUUCCCUUAACGUCGCAUUUUCAAGUAUGCACAAGAUUCCAACUAAUUAGCAAGAAAAUGAAAGAUAUACACCGAAUUGCAACUAUUAGGUCCUACUGUUUAAUAACGGUACAAAUCAGGCAACUAAACGGGACUCAUCACACUUUCCUUAACUCUCUCGCCUCUUUGAAUCUCCUACCUGCCCAAACAUAUCAAUUCUGUAUUGUUUCUUUUUGACCAAAUAAUUUAUUUAUGUACUUUUAUUAUUAUGAGGCACAUGCAUAUAGCGAAGCUUUAUUUGACUGACAUGCGUGCCGAAAUCUAAGAAAAUAAAAUACGAGCUCGUGCAUAUAUAUAUUGACGCCAAACGCAGAGACCAAACCUCAUCAAAGCCACAGCUGUUUAAUACUUAUCCAACACAAAAAAAAAACAGCUGCGAGUUUGAUCAUCUCUCUUGUUUUCAGAAACCAACUUAUAAAACUUCUUAGGUAUAAACCAGCCAAAAGUGUAAUGGGUCUAAUCAGUGAUGAGUACGUAAGGCUAUUAGGAGCAUGGCCUAGCCCUUUCGUGCUGAGGACUCGGAUCGCACUUAACCUAAAGCGUGUACCGUACGAGUAUCUUGAAGAAGAAGAUAGUUUAAAUUCGGAGAGCGUGUUAAACUACAACCCUGUCCACAAACAGAUCCCUAUACUCAUCCACGGCAAUAAACCAAUCCGUGAAUCUCUCAACAUCGUCAUGUACGUCGAUGAAACUUGGCUCUCUGGUCCUCCCAUCCUUCCCUCAGACCCAUUUGAUCGUGCCGUAGCUCGCUUUUGGGACGUCUACAUCGACGAACACUGUUUCACAUCAAUCAAUGGAGUGGCGGUAGCAAAAGACGAGGAGGAAAGAAAGGCUGCGAUAGCAAAACUAGAAAUGUGUAUGGCUCUAUUGGAAGAAACGUUUCAAGAAUGCAGCAAAGGAAGAGGCUUCUUUGGAGGAGACAACAUCGGAUUCAUCGAUAUUGGUUUCGGAUCGAUGUUGGGUCCUCUCAAGGUUCUUGAGAAAUUUACCGGCGUCAAGUUCAUACAUCCAGAAACGACACCAGGUCUUUUCCAUUGGGUAGACAGAUUCUACUCCCAUGAAGCAGUCAAGCCUGUCAUGCCCGAUAUCGAAAAGCUGGUCGAGUUUGCUAGGCUUAAGUUCAAUACUUCAUUCUUUAAAUGAAGACCAAAGAUUAUAUAAAUUAUAUUUAUGUACCGAAAUCUAGACGACGGGUAUAUUAUCAUAUGCUUCUAAUAAUCGAGAUCGCUGAAUAAGAUAUAGACUCGGCUAAUUUAAAGGGACGGACAAAAUAUUCUCUUGUAUUUUUUCUCUUUUUGAGAAAAGUUUUUAUUUGUUACAUUUUACAUGGAUGCAGAGAUAAUCAGUUGUGUCCCGUAAAAACGAGUACGUUCUUCUUUGUCAGAAAAAAAAGAGUACGUUCUUCAUUGGUAAUUAAAUUAAAUUUUCAUUGAA
Brassica rapa (field mustard) is the source of this 4313-nucleotide messenger RNA. RefSeq names its product glutathione S-transferase U11. The record is from RefSeq and is a predicted model, not a curated record. Gene Ontology annotation, molecular function: glutathione transferase activity. NCBI's taxonomy places the organism in Eukaryota, Viridiplantae, Streptophyta, Magnoliopsida, Brassicales, Brassicaceae. Gene Ontology annotation, cellular component: cytoplasm. Gene Ontology annotation, biological process: glutathione metabolic process.